UCCUGGUCUGAGCGCAGCAGCCCCGCCGCAGUCUCGAACAGGGACGUCCAGGAAACGAGCUGCAUACUUGACAAGCAUUGCAGCCUAACUCGCUGGCUCCAAGGAAUGCUGCAGUUUCUGUAAAUGGGUCAUCUGGACCAUGCAUUAACUAGAGGUGUGGACAACUGACUCAACAAUGAUGAAAGCGGGCGCCACCAAGGGGGGGCUGCCCAAACCUGGACUCCAGAAGCAGACCUCCUUGGCCCCCUCUUCCACCUCCACCACCUCUACAGCCAUUAAGUCCUCCAGAUCCUCCAGCCUGCUGGCUUCAGACCAGCGCCUCAGCAGGCUAAAAAGAGCCAGCAGUGAUGAUGCCUUGACUAAGCCUGCACUUGGAAGCACUGCCGCUGGCUCCCGGAUGAAAAAGACUGUGACAACUGGUGCCAUUUCGGACCUUGCUGAGGCCCGACCUCGCAGCCUGUCUGGUGUUCAAGCAGCCAAGAAGUCCGGUAUCCCAGCUCCGAGGGAACUGCCUAUUACCCUAACGAGAGACCGCACCUCUCUGAGAGAGCAGCCGAGGAGCUCCUCCACUAAGAGGAUGGUUUCCAGCGCCAGCACCUCCAGCCUCUCCACCUUGGUCAAACAGACACGGAGCUCAACCAAGUCCCGUGGAGAUGCAGACACCCAGGAAAAGGGACUGCUGGAGUGUCAGGUGAAAGAGCUGCUGGCUGAAGCCAAGGCUAAAGACUUGGAGAUCAGCAAUCUUAGAGUGGAGCUGCAGCGCUGUCGGGGUAAAGCUUCUACGUCUUCUUCAUCACCCUCAUCUAACUCUGUCGCCCAUUCUGAGCCUGCUGCAGAUCGAGAGCAGGAGCAAGUGGCAGAGGCCCUUGUGCUCGUUGGGGAACUGAGGGAAAAGAAUGGGAAGUUUCAGAAAGAGCUGGCAGCCCUUAGAGAGGAAAACCAAGUGCUCAAGGAAAAGCUCAUAAGCCUGGAGGCCUCUCCUCUCUCUAAUACAAACACAGGCACCCACUCCAAGCCUUUAAUAAAUGGCCUGUCCUCAGACUCCAACUCCUCGGCUCCACAACAGGACAGUCUCCCUUCCAUCAGUCCCCUCAAAACCUCUGCUUCAUCCAGCUCCGACAUCACCAAAGGUUCCCCAUCACCUGACUCCUCAGAGUUUGAGAAGAUCCCCUCACGCUCAGAAUCAGUAAGCAGCAGCAUCAGUGGUGAAACCAGGGCGAUUAGAGUUGAUGAGGGGCAGGGGGUAUCAGUUCAGAGCCUAACGGAAAAAAUACACAAGAUGGAGGAGAGCCACCACAGCACAGCCGAGGAGCUGCAAGCAACUGUGCAGGAGCUGGCAGACCAGCAGCAAGUGGUGCAGGAACUGACAUCUGAGAAUGAGCGUCUGUCUGAGGAGAAGCGCCUCCUGCAGACCUCACUUCAGCAACAGAGGGAGCGCUUCGAGGUGCUGGCCCAGAAAAACGAGUCGCUGGCCGUCCGGCUCCAGGAGCAAACCCAAGCUCAGGCACAGAGAGAGGAAGAGCUGAGCAGCCAAGGGCCGCGGCUGGCCGAGCUCGAGCAGAGGUACGCCGAGCUGGUGGAGGGCUCGCGCUUUGAACGGGAGAAGCUGGUGGACAUCCAGCAGCAGCUGACCGGCAGCCUGCGGGCUCUGGAGGAGGAACACCAGGAGGCCCAGUCCCAGGUGCGCAGCCUCAGGGAGGAGAUGGACAGGUUGAAGGCCAAGCUGGACAGGGAGCUGGAAGCUGGAGGCCAGGCAGCGCAAGCAGCGGAGGAGCAGAAGGCCAUCGCAGACGGCCUCCGGCUGGAGAACAGUAGACUGAAGGCACAGGUGGACAUUGAGAGGCAAAAGGUGGGCGAGCUCAAGGCCAUGCAGAGCGCCAGCGACAGCACCGAGCUGCAGAGUCUGCUGAAGACAGCCCACACUGACAGAGACAAGCUGGAAGUGGAGCUGACGGAACUGAGGCAGCAGCUACUUCAGGCCCAGGCUGAGACUGAGCACGUGCGAGCCACAGUGUCCAAGGUGGAGGCCAAAUGCCAGCAGGUCCAGGAGCAGGCUGAGAGGAGGGAGCAGGAGUUGAGCGGCCAGGUGGCUUCCCUGGAGGAGGCUGGCGUUCAGGCUGAGAACCAAGUGAAGGAGAUGAAGGAGACCAUCUUUGAACUGGAGGACCAGGUGGAGCAGCAGAGGGCCGUCAACUGCCACACCAACCAAGCCGUCCUGGAUAUGGAGAAUCUUGUCAAAAAGCUGGAAGAGCAGAAGGCUGAAGCAGAGCGACAAUUUAAGAUCCUAAACAGACAGAUAAAGGAUGAGAAGGAGGAGUGGCGCCGCUUCCAGGCGGACCUCCAGACGGCCGUGGUGGUGGCCAACGACAUCAAGGUGGAGGCUCAGCAGGAGCUGCGUGCACUGAGGAGGCAGCUGCAGGAGGAGCAGGAUCGAAACGCCAAGCUUUCCUCAGACCUGGAGGCCCUGCAGGGAGUCAGGUCCCAUGGUGACGAGAUGAGGGCGUCCGACUCUGAUAACAGCCAUCACUGGUGCGGCAUCUCCAUGAUCCCGACCACACCCACAGACGCCAGCGGAGAUGCCGACUCAGAGCCCGGAGCUACUGUCAAAUCCCUCAUUAAGUCCUUUGAUACUGUUGGACAGAAUGGACCAGGCCACAGUGUUCAAAUGAUCUCCUCGGGAAGAAGCCCCCUGAGUGGGAUCCCAGUCCGCACAGCACCUGCUGCUGCUGUCUCCCCUAUUCAGAGACACUCGUACAUUAAGCCACUGUCAAAGACGUUAGAGAAAAGGAUCUGUCAUGGAGAAUUCUCUCAUCCUCUUGAGAAGCUGUCAGUUGGCUGCGGGGAAGACCUGAAACCUAAGAGCCUCAUGAGAAAGAGUCCAUCUCUGGAGUCUGUAAUCAAACCCCCCGCGUCCCUCAGCAGCCGCACUGGGUCCUUCAGCUACAACAGGAACAACAGUAAGCUCAGUGUGGAAAGAAAGGACCCCUUGGCUGCGCUGGCGCGGGAGUAUGGUGGAUCUAAGAGAAACGCUCUACUGAAGUGGUGCCAGAAGAAAACAGAGGGCUAUCCGAAUAUUGACGUGACAAACUUCAGCAGCAGUUGGAGCGACGGCCUGGCUUUCUGUGCUCUCUUACACACGUAUCUGCCCGCCCACAUCCCUUACCAGGAACUCAUCAGUCAAGAUAAGGUCCGGAAUCUAACCCUGGCUUUUCAGGCUGCAGAGAGCAUUGGCAUCAAACCCUCCCUGGGUGACUUCAUACCUGUGACAGCAGCGGCCGCACAUCCAGCCGUUAAAUCUUACAGAAAAGCAGAAUUCAACACACAUCGCUCGCCUCUGCUCUCUCUCCGUUCCCCGAGCAGGACAUGGAGGAGCUGAUGAAGACGGACCGGCCGGACUGGCAGAGCGUCAUGCACUACGUCUCUCAGAUCUACAAGUACUUUGAGACCUGAGCAGCUGGAGAGCGAUGGAGCUCCACGCUUGCGGCCCGUCUGUCAACAGCACAUUGACCUUCCAGACACUCACACGCGGACGGGAAACAGAACCCGCGGGCUCCGAGCGGGCCCAUCGGCACCUGGAGGCAGGCUCAGAUAAUGCUGCAGUGUGUUCUGUAGCUGUUGGCAGCACAAGUGGUUAAACUGAUUCAUAGUUUUCCAUUGCUUCAUAUUGAUUCACACAGGUUUUAAAGGUUUGUAAUUUGUUGCAUCUAUUUCCUGUCAGUCACUACAAUAACAUUAGAUUGGUUCAGGAUCGGUUACCGUGCCCCCCCCCCCCCCGACACUGAGCAUCACUGGCCAGUUCCCCCAGUUGUUGGUAUAAAUGUGCCAAACUAUGCAUGCUGCUGCUGCAGGGUUCCUCCUCACACACCAGUGUGACGUCUCCUUCACUGGAGUGAACCAGUGUGAACCGAGCCGGACCCGUUUCCUGAAAAGCGGUGAACUCAUACUGAGGGAGUACUGUAAAUUAGCUGGAACUGUCCUCCGAUCAGGAAGUAGACGAACUGUAGCGGUGAUGAUGUGACAGAGUUUUAUAGAAAUAUUUUUAAGAAUAAAGACUGAUUCUAUGUUUUUAGUGUGAAGGACUGACUGAAUGCAGUCUGAAAAAAUGGUUCUGGAGCAGCUUUGCAAAACAUGUGUCUAUAUAUUUCACUGUUAUGUUUUACUAUGGUAUGAGAGAAUAAGUUUACAUGUAAGGGUUCAGGUACAACACGUUGUCUCGCAGUUUUAAUUUCUGCGACAAAAGCCUUUUCAGGACACAGCUGUCGCCAUGUUUCUUGUGUAGCCUAUCGUUUCCAUGGAUACAGAGUGUGUUCUCAUCAAUGGUGAGGUUAGAGGGACACAUUCACUUACACAUUGUACAGUGUAUUAGCUGCAGUCAGGAAAUAUUUAUUUUAUAACUUAUUUAAAUGACUUCAUAUAUUGUUAGGGUUUUUCUUUUUUGUAUUUUCUCUUCCACCUUGCAGUGAAUUGUUUAAGAUUAAAUAUUGUUAAAAUAAAAACUUCCAUUGAUGAAAGGUUUUGGAAGAAAACUGUUAUUUAUUUAUCUCCAACUCGUGCAUUCUGAAAAGUGGGAAUGUGUCAAAUAGGUUUUCUAUUUGCAGGAGUCUGUUUGGAGGCCUGUUGGGUGAAAACUGCGCAAUAAAGGUUUGUCAUUUGUUUUCAA
Messenger RNA from Betta splendens (Siamese fighting fish), 4660 nucleotides. RefSeq names its product sperm antigen with calponin homology and coiled-coil domains 1 (gene specc1). The transcript has 16 exons. Gene Ontology annotation, molecular function: protein binding. The record is from RefSeq and is a predicted model, not a curated record. Gene Ontology annotation, biological process: actin cytoskeleton organization. Bases 176 to 3376 code for a protein of 1066 amino acids. NCBI's taxonomy places the organism in Eukaryota, Metazoa, Chordata, Actinopteri, Anabantiformes, Osphronemidae. Gene Ontology annotation, cellular component: microtubule organizing center; filamentous actin.